Molecule: messenger RNA, 1123 nt
Organism: Symsagittifera roscoffensis
Lineage: Eukaryota; Metazoa; Xenacoelomorpha; Acoela; Convolutidae
Product: transmembrane reductase CYB561D2-like
Exons: 3
Coding region: 22-975 (317 amino acids)
Molecular function (GO): transmembrane monodehydroascorbate reductase activity; heme binding
Source: RefSeq, a predicted model, not a curated record
GGAUGAUUUACUUUUCAAUGGAUGGAAGAAAUUUCCUCCGAUGAACUGAAAGGCAUUGUAAAACUGGAGUGUCAAACAUAUCCUGGGAACUUAGAAGUGUCUGCUCUUCAAAUCUCUAUCAACCAUAAUUCUAGUGAGACAACAUCGAAUGCUAAACCAAGAGUUUCGGAUAUUGACCACGCAAACAGUCUUACUACUGUUCAAAUAGAUGGCGCACCACUGAAAAAUGUGAACGAGCUGUAUAACAACGACAAAAACCGCACCCGAAGCAAAUCUCAAGAGUGGCUUCAAACAUCUACGUGCUCAAAGCGCAUCCCAUUCAAAUUGCCCCCAAAACCCAGUAUGAUGGUUGUUCACAUUCUAUCUAUUGGAUUCGUUUUAGCAGUGGCCUUUGUUAUGAAAACUGGAACCAGUCUCUUUUCAUGGCACCCCUUCUUCAUGAGUCUCGGAGUUGUGUUCUUCAUUGCUCAAGCAAUUCUCGUGUUCUCUCCCAGCAGCUCACUAGUGGCAGCAAAGCCACGUGCCUACAAAGUGAAGACACAUUGGAUAUUGCAUCUGUGUGGAGUAACCUCAGUCAUAAUAGGAGCUGUCAUCAUUUAUGUCAAUAAAGAACGGGCGGGGAAACCUCACGCAAAAACCUGGCAUGGGUUUUUAGGCUACACCAGUGUCUUUCAGUUUUGUUCACACUGUAUCGCAGGACUGUUUGUUAUGUACCCAGCCUAUCUCAAAAGCUUUUUCACGCUCGCGCAACUGAAGCAAUUACACGCUACAAUCGGUCUAUUAGGGUUCUUCCUAGCAGCUGGAGUUGUAAUUUUGGGCCUUUUUUCCGACGCAUUCACGAAAGUUGUGGCACACGACGUUGGCUGGUUUGCAUUUGCAAGUGUGCCUUUCAUUCUGGCUAUGGCUAUCGGAAAUCAAGUCACAACUGCGUAUGGUCCGAAGAAAGUGAAAACUGAGAAAAAUACUCUAAAAUGAGAACUUACUAUCUUAUUGAGUACAGAAGAUUUCACAUUCUACUUGAUUAACUUAAAUAGUUUAAGCCAACUGUUGGAAAUUGGUGUAUGAUUUUCUGUAAAGAUGCUGCAUCAAAAAUUGUCCUAGCAUAAUAAAUGUUUUACUGCAA